Messenger RNA from Cylindrotheca closterium, 2253 nucleotides. The record is from the annotation of a GenBank genome assembly. Lineage: Eukaryota; Bacillariophyta; Bacillariophyceae; Bacillariales; Bacillariaceae.
AUGUCACCUUCUGCGAAAAAAUGGGACGGGAACGCGAUGAGUCAAAAUGAUAUGAUGCUGAAAGAUACAGUGAUUGUUCUUGACGACCAAGACAAUAUCAUUGGAUCCGCUUCCAAAAAGGAAUCUCACGUCUUCAACACGGAACAGCCAAGAGGAAUUUUGCACCGGGCAUUCUCUGUCUUUUUAUUUGAUGAGUCCACCGGUGAACUUUUGCUUCAGCAACGUGCAUCCACCAAGAUCACUUUCCCAAAUGUAUGGACAAAUACAUGCUGCUCUCAUCCUUUACACGGUAUGGAGCCUGCAGAAGUAGAUACCCCCGAGGAUGUUGCAAAUGGAACAGUUAUGGGUGCAAAAUAUGCAGCUAUCCGAAAGUUGGAUCAUGAAUUGGGCAUCCCUAGCGUCCAAUUGCCGGUAGGGAAAUUCAAAUUCUUGACUCGACUCCACUACUGGGCUGCCGACACAGUGACACAUGGAAGGGACAGCCCGUGGGGAGAGCACGAAAUUGACUACGUUCUCUUCUUCUGCGUCAAGAACAAGAGUGAACUGACUAUUAAACCGCAUCCUGACGAAGUCGAUGACAUCAAGUGGGUGUCACCUCAAAAACUAGACGAGAUGAUGAAAGACUCGUCGCUACUCUUUUCUCCCUGGUUUCGCCUUAUCUGUAAGAAGUGGUUGGUUACCAGUUGGUGGAAGAACCUCAAGGAGACAAUGACGACAGAUGAACACUGUGAUUACGCCGCAAUUCAUGAGUUCGAUCCGCCAAAGGAGCAUCUCGGAGGAAAAGGAAAAGCAGGGCCACUGUUUGAAGAAAAGCAGGGAGAUGAAAGCAAAAAACAAGGGGCUUAUGGAAAGGUGAAGAUACACAAAGAACCCAUGCUCAAACAGCUUUCGCAUAUCGACGAAGUGUUUGCAGCCUUCUACUUUUUGAAGGUCAAACCACUCAAAUCUAACUUGGAAACUCCGUUUAUCACGGAGACUUUCGACGCCGAUGACUUGGCAUUUUGUGAUGACAUCCUCGUGAAAGUUUCCCGUAGUUUUGCUGCGGUCAUUCGUCAAUUACCAUCCUCGAUGCUUGUUGAUAUAUUGAUAUUUUACCUGGUGUUGAGAGCGUUAGAUACGAUCGAAGACGACACUACAGCAUUCGAAAGCAACGAUAUCAAGAUUAAGCAUCUUACCAACUUCCGAAAGACAGCGUUGGGUGAUCCUACGUGGACCAUGGACGGAGUUGGCGAGGGAGACGAAAAGCUACUUUUGGAAAACUUCGACAAGUGCCACCGUGUGUAUGCCAAGCUGAGCGAGAAGUCAAAAAGUGUCAUUGGAGAUAUUACCCAACGAAUGGCAGAUGGAAUGGCCGAAUUUGUAGGAAAAGACUUGGGUCAGGGCACUGUAGACGUUGAGCAGUACAAUCGGUAUUGUCAUUUCGUCGCUGGUCUGGUGGGCGAAGGGUUAAGCCGUUUGUUUGCUGCUUCAGGACUAGAAAAGAAAUCCUUCGGCGGUGAACUUUUCCUGAGUGAUCAAAUGGGGCUCUUCCUCCAGAAAACGAAUAUCAUCCGUGACUAUCUAGAGGACUAUGUUGAUCAUCGAGCCUUCUGGCCGCAGACAAUCUGGAAGAAGUAUUCGAAAACGGGAGAGCUUGGGUACUUUACCAGACAAGAGGAUGAAGAAGUACAAGAAAGGUCUUUGCAAUGCUUGAAUGAGUUGGUAACAGAUGCCUUGGAACUGGCUCCCGAUUGCUUGGCUUACAUGUCGAAGCUUCAGUGUAAACAGAUUUUUCGCUUUUGUGCAAUUCCUCAGGUCAUGGCUAUUGCUACUCUUGACAAAUGUUAUUCGAACAACAAAGUAUUUACAGGUGUCGUUAAGAUCCGAAAGGGUACUUCGUGUAAGCUGCUUCUCCGGACCAACACAUUGGAUGAGGUCCAUGAUACUUUCUACCAAUUUUCCGAAGCAAUUGUUAGAAAGGCAAUGGCAAAGAGGACGAUGGGAGUUGUAGAUCCAUCCUACGAGAGAACUAUAAAGGCCUGCGAAACAAUUCAGGAACUCACAGCUUCAGGUCAUAACCGGCUGACGAGCAAACGUCGCAUGCCGUUUGUUCUUGGAGGUCUUCUGAUGGCAACAUCGUUAGGAUCGAAGUACAUCCCUAUUGAUUUCCCGGGAAUGAAGCAGAGUCUACUAUUGCUUGGAAUCGGGAUUCUCUCUUUCGGACCAUAUGCCAUCUCGCAGGAGAGCGAUUUGAAGGAUUCCAACGCCCUGUAG